UCACGCGCCAUGCUCCCUCUUCAGCGUCUCACAAAACGUAUAUCCGCAGUUCCCCAUGAAAUAACCAGACAUUUCGACCAUGAGGGAGAGUGGCUGUGGAACGAUGCACUGCAACGAAGGUGCCGACAUGUGAAAUUUAACGUCGACGCCCUUUGCAACAUAUCGACGUCUGUCGUCGGGGCGCAAAAAUGUGUCAGAUUCGAAAGCUUUGCUCAAGGAGCCUAUAAUAAACUCUUUCUUCUCGGGUUUGACAAUGGUGCUGAAGCUAUUGCACGGAUAUCCUCCCCACUAGUAGGUAACUUGCACAUGUCCACAGCCAGCGAAGUCGCCACCAUGGAGUAUGUCCGGGAAGUCUUUGGAGAACCUACACCACGCGUCUUAGCCUGGAGCAGGACCCCUAAACUAAGAGCUGCUGUAGAAUCGGAUUUUAUUCUCAUGGAACGCGUACAUGGAGUUUCACUCGAGGAUCGCUGGCUGAAUACUUUCGACGCGGAUAUGGGGGCUCUGCUGAAAGAUCUGAUCUCUUUUGAUAUACACCUCCAUGGACGGUUCUUUUCGCAGAUCGGGAGCCUGUUCUUCAAAGAGGAUGUUAGCCCAGAAUUACGCGACAGACCCCUGUACCUAAAGGAAGAACAUAAUACCGAGCCUGCUGCACAAAAGUAUCGUAUUGGACCGGUGGUCGACAAGCAAUAUUGGUUCAACGAAUAUGUAGAGGGUGACCGUGGUCCUUGGCUUGAUAUGACCUCUUUCAUACAAACCACCUGCCGAUUAGCGCACUGCAAGGCUGAAUCUCAAGCCGCCAGUGCCAGUUCCUCUCAUCCACGUCCUAGUUCCCUUCUAAGCCGUUCCAAACCUCACGACCUCCCAGAACUACGUCGGCUUCUCCAGCAAUGCAUAUCGCUAGCUCCCUACCUGAAUCCCUCAGAGCCAGCACUUACAGCACCGCGCCUCACCCAUCCUGAUCUCUCACGAUCAAACAUACUCGUCGCUCCUACCGGAGCAGCCAAUGUCCAGUCAUACAUCGACUGGCAAGGCGCUAUGACUCUCCCAUACAUCCAAGGCGCGAUCAUAUCCCCCGCAGUACUCUACGGAGGUAAUUUGAUUCCUCUCCCCGAUGAUCCAUUCAGCAUGCCUGCGAUGCCCCCGGAUACGGAUAUCUCUCCUGAGCUCCAAGAGCAGGCAAACCUCGAAUUGAGGCUCGCAAAGCGACACCAGCUAACCUCAAGUGUCCUGUUACGCCGCGCCCCGCUGUGCCUCGCAACAGCCUGUGUGCCACACGCUCAGCUACUCGCCUCACUCCCUGAGACUGCCCUCCGGUGCUAUGCCGACGGUCCUCAGAAUCUGCGUCAUCUCGUUCGUCAGUUAUGCGAUGCUUGGCCUUUUGAUAUGGAUGAAGCUGCCGAAUGUCCUAUCCAACUGUCUUCAGAAGAUAUCACACGCGAUGAAGAGGACUAUCCGGCUUUCGUGCGCUACCAGCAGCGCAAGGACGAGUACCGAGGGCAUAUCCAGUGCGAUCCUGACGGACGGAUGCCGGAGGAGCACGUAGAUGCGAUGCGGCGUAAUUGGGUUGUUGCGCGCCAGAAGUGGAAUGAGGAGGAAGUGUCUCCAUUUCCGUUCCAGGACGGAAUGUGGUCUUUCCAUCUCACCUGAUAUAAUGACACACAGUGUACUAGUUAGAUAUUCGAUAAUGAGGGCAACCACUAUCUCGUCAUACAGCCUUUUCCCCCCUAAACAUGUCCACAAUCUGUUUUAAAUGCCUUUGGGGGGGG
This is a messenger RNA of Desarmillaria tabescens, 1769 nucleotides long. RefSeq names its product kinase-like domain-containing protein. The record is from RefSeq and is a predicted model, not a curated record. The transcript has 4 exons. Lineage: Eukaryota; Fungi; Basidiomycota; Agaricomycetes; Agaricales; Physalacriaceae. Gene Ontology annotation, cellular component: mitochondrion. The coding region runs from base 10 to 1650 and encodes 546 amino acids.